AUGCAGCCCAUGGCCCUGCACAGCCUUUCAGAGCUGGAAAGAGCCAGUCUGCAGGAGAUUGCUCUCUACAAGCUGCAGGAGAAGCUGCUGGUUGGAGAUCUCAGCCUGGCCAAAGUCAGACCUAAAGGCACUAAAUCCAUCCGCCAGAAGCUGGAGAGCUUCUCAAAGGAGAAGAAAGACUCCUCUCCUCAGACCUUUGGGAUCCCUCUGCACCAAGUCAUCGCCAACGACCGCGCCUACCGGCAGCUGCAGGAGGCGGUGAGGAAGAGCCGCAGGCUCUGCCUGGAGGUGGAAGCCACAGUGACCAGGUUUCGGGCUCAGAGGCAGAAGUCGUCUCCAGUGGGCAGGAGCUGUGGCCUGGUACCUUGUGGGGUCUUCCCAGAGGAGCCACUGCCCCCAGUCUUCCCUGACAGCAGCUCCCGGAGCCAGCGAAGGGGCGCAAUGUCUGUGGACUCCAUCACUGACCUGAGUGACAACGCUUCCAAGCUGCUGGAGGCACUCCAGUUGUCCCACCCCCACGAGCUGGACCCACGGAGGAGCCUGGGCAAGAAGAUGUUGAGCCUCAACCCCAUCAGCUGGCAGGUCCCACGGAUCGUGGACAGAUGCUGCAAGCACAUCGAGACCCACGGUCUCCAAACAGUGGGCAUCUUCCGGGUUGGCAGCUCCAAGAGAAGAGUUCAGCAGCUGAGGGAAGAGUUUGACCAAGGGCUGGAUGUUUUCUUGGAUGAACAGCAAAGUGUCCACGAUGUGGCUGCUCUGCUGAAGGAGUUUCUGAGGGACAUGCCAGACCCCCUGAUUCCCAGAGAGCUCUACAGCCCCUUCCUCAGCACAGCCUCCAUGGAGGGCCCAGCACAGUUGGGCACCCUCCAGCUGCUGCUGUUCCUGCUGCCCCCCUGCCACAGCGACACCCUGCACCGCCUCUUGAGCUUCCUCAGCCAGGUGGCCCAGCAUGCCCAGAGCUCCCGGGGCCCUGAUGGCCAGGAGAUCCCUGGGAACAAAAUGACAGCUUCAAACUUGGCCACAGUCUUUGGUCCUAACAUCCUGCAGAAGGAGAAGCCUGGGGAGAAAGAUGCUGUUGCCAUGGACUUUGAAGACAGUGCUGCCAUCAUAUUGGUGCUCCAGAGGUUGAUUGAGCACCACGAGACCUUGUUCAUGGUCUCUCCAGAAAUGCAGCUGGACAUCCUAAGGAGGCUCUUUCAGACAGACCCUGAUGUCAUUGACUACCUCCUGCGCAGGAAGUUCAGCACCAUGCUGAGCACACUGAGUGAGGACUCAGCAGAAGACCAUGCUCCAGCCCCACCACCUGCUCUGACCCACACCCUGGAGAGAAGUUCAGUCUCAUCAGACUUGUACAACAGGGUCUCCUUCCUAAACCUGGACAUUGAGAUCUAG
This is a messenger RNA of Indicator indicator, 1392 nucleotides long. It is a transcript of the gene ARHGAP36, whose product is annotated as Rho GTPase activating protein 36. The record is from RefSeq and is a predicted model, not a curated record. The transcript has 10 exons. The coding region runs from base 1 to 1392 and encodes 463 amino acids. Lineage: Eukaryota; Metazoa; Chordata; Aves; Piciformes; Indicatoridae. Gene Ontology annotation, biological process: signal transduction.